AUGGCUUCCUGUGCAGUAGGAAAUGUCUUCCCAAAAACAAAGGAGACCACCAGGAUCGUAAUUGUCGGCGCAGGACCCUCAGGCAUUGCAGCUGCCACUAAACUCCUCGAGCAAGGAUUCCGCAAUGUCCAAAUCUUCGAGGCGGAGGAUCGCAUUGGUGGCAGGAUUAAGACAGUACCCUUUGCGGAUAGCUUCAUCGAUCUGGGUGCCCAGUGGUGUCAUGGAGAGCAGGGUAAUGUGGUCUUUGAGCGCGUUAAGGAUCUGGAUGUGCUGGACAGGACAGCCGAUCAGGCCUUACACUUGGUGCGCUCUAAUAAGGAGAUUUUAUCCGAGGAACAGACCAAACCCCUCAAGGAAUUUGUGGAUGCCUUCGAUGUGAGCGUCGAUUGGGAGGGAUCUGUGGGCGAUAGAUUUACAAAUAACUACUGGAACACGGUGGGCAAGGAUCUGGACCGAACCAUUGCCAAGGAAGCACUAAGCUCUAUGAUGAAGUACAUCUGCACCUCGGAUGCUUGUGAUCAUCUUUUUGAGCUUUCGUCCAGGAACUAUACGAAUUUUCACCUCGCUGACGGCGAUCAAAAUCUCAGCUGGCGGCGCAGGGGCUUCUGGUACUUCCUGAGUCUCCUGCUCGAGGCCAAGGAGGAUCAGCCGGGGGAUCAGGGUUGCCUCAAGGGUUAUGUGCACCUCAAUAGGAGAAUCGCAGAGAUCAAUUGGAAGGGCAACGGUGAGCUGACCCUGCGCUGCUGGAAUGGAGAGAUUGUCACAGCGGAUCAUGUCAUCUGCACUGUGUCCCUGGGUGUCCUCAAGGAGAAGCAUGAGAAGCUAUUUGUUCCAGCUUUACCCUUGGCCAAAGUGCGAGCUAUUGAGGGACUCAAGCUGGGCACUGUCAACAAAUUCAUAAUGGAGUUUGAGAAGCAUCCGUUUCCGGAGAAUAUGUACAACGUUGCCAUACUCUGGUUGGAGGCAGAUCUCCUUGAACUCCGCGGCUCGGAGUUCUAUUGGCUGGAGAGUGUCUGUAGCUUUCAUCGCGUGGACAGGCAACCCACUCUCCUGGAGGGUUGGAUUAUUGGUGCCCAUGCCCGGCACAUGGAGACCCUUGGCGAGGAUAAGGUCCUAGAGGGACUCUUGUGGCUUUUCCGCAAAUUCCUCACCUUCGAUGUGCCCCGACCGAAGCACUUUAUUCGCACGCAAUGGCACUCCAAUCCGAACUUUCGUGGGAGCUACAGUUUCUAUCCCACAUAUGCCGAUGAUCUGAGAACAGGACGCACGGAUCUGGCUUCACCUCUGGUGGAUGUGACCAACGGAAGACCAAGGGUGCAGUUUGCUGGUGAGGCUUCCAGCGGAAAUCACUGGGGCACGGUCCAUGGAGCCACUGAGUCGGGAUGGCGAGAGGCCGAUCGCCUUAUAGAUUUCUACAAAGCCAAAGCUGAAAAUUAACUCGCGGAACUUCAACCAUUUUGAAUAUUUAUCUAAAGAAUGCCAUUAAAUAAUAUAUUAACCUAGCUAACAUUUU
Messenger RNA from Drosophila serrata, 1513 nucleotides. RefSeq names its product spermine oxidase. Gene Ontology annotation, molecular function: polyamine oxidase activity. NCBI's taxonomy places the organism in Eukaryota, Metazoa, Arthropoda, Insecta, Diptera, Drosophilidae. The record is from RefSeq and is a predicted model, not a curated record.